Penicillium egyptiacum is the source of this 1581-nucleotide messenger RNA. The record is from the annotation of a GenBank genome assembly. Lineage: Eukaryota; Fungi; Ascomycota; Eurotiomycetes; Eurotiales; Aspergillaceae.
AUGGGAUCACGCGACGAAACAUGCGCUUCUUUGCGCGCCCAGAUCACUGCGACAGAAGCACAGCUUGCUGGGCUGAAACGCGACCUCGCAAACGCCGAACAAGCGGCGCGAUCGGAGACCGCAACAACCGCAGAAAUCCGGCCUGAGGACCGGAAUGGCGAAGGAAGACGAUGGCCGAUGCUUCGGGAAGAAUACAAACGAUACGGACGACAAAUGAUUGUUUCACAAGUGGGUCUCAAAGGUAAGUUACGGCUUUGUUUUGGCGGAAAUUUGUGGUUACUCCCCUUGAGUAGUGUGACUGAUCGCGAUUUCAAUGAAUGCACAGGUCAACUGAAGCUCCGAUCGGCCAAGGUUUUGCUUGUUGGAGCUGGAGGACUGGGAUGUCCAGCUGCGCAAUAUCUUGCUGGUACUGGCGUUGGCACUAUUGGGCUCAUCGAUGGGGAUACAGUCGAGGUGUCGAAUCUCCAUCGCCAAGUGCUACACCGAACAAAAAAUGUUGGGAAGUACAAAGUGGACAGUGCAAUUGAGUCCUUGCGAGAGCUGAAUCCGCAUCCCACGUAUAUUGCCCAUCGAACACACCUCACGCCCGAGGCAGCACCCGCUGUCUUCCAGAACUAUGAUCUUAUUCUCGAUUGUACUGAUAACCCGGCGACGCGUUAUCUGAUCUCGGACACUGCAGUUCUUCUCGGAAAACCAUUGGUGUCUGCGUCCGCCUUGCGCACCGAGGGCCAGCUGAUGGUGUUGAACAACCCGCCCCGCGCACCGGGCGACAAGACUGGAGGGCCGUGCUAUCGGUGCGUUUUCCCGAAACCACCACCGGCUGAUAGCGUGGUCAGCUGUGCGGACGGGGGUAUUUUAGGUCCGGUUGUUGGGACGAUGGGCGUCUUGCAAGCCCUGGAGGCGAUCAAGGUUAUCACUGGACCUGAAAUUGAUGGAGGUUCAGACGUGACCACAGCUCGCCCACGGGAUCCCCCAUCUCUGCAUAUCUUCUCUGCCUACUCAUCGCCCCUAGUCCGCACAAUUCGUCUUCGUUCACGCCGGGCCAAUUGUGCUGUCUGCUCUGUUGAGGCAGCUGUUACACUGGAUACAAUCAAAUCAGGGUCAACGGACUAUGUGUUCUUUUGUGGGUCCGCAAACUUGCCCUCCCUACUUGGUCCCGAGGAACGUAUCUCUGCUCUAGAAUACAACCAAAGACGCUCAAUUGUCACUUCCGAUUCGUCGCAGCCCCACACGAUAAUUGACGUCCGAGACGAAGCUCAAUUUGGAAUAUGCAGCCUGGAAAAUAGCAUCAACAUUCCUAUCUCGAAGAUCCUUUCUUCGGGCUAUUCUGCUCGGUUACAGGGGGCCGAUAAUGAGCAACAAACUGCACAAGUACCUUCUUGGUUGCCAUCCGAGGUUGUCUCGUCGGAGUCUACGAACCCAAUCUACGUUGUCUGCCGUCUAGGGAACGACUCGCAGAUUGUCGUCAAGAAAAUGAAGGAGCUAGGACUAGAUCAGCAUGGGAAAAGAUUCAUUGGUGACAUUCGCGGAGGACUACGAUCAUGGAGAGAACAAGUGGAUUCCUCCUUUCCCGAAUACUAA